Apus apus (common swift) is the source of this 5717-nucleotide messenger RNA. It is a transcript of the gene ADRA1D, whose product is annotated as adrenoceptor alpha 1D. The transcript is spliced from 2 exons. Gene Ontology annotation, biological process: phospholipase C-activating G protein-coupled receptor signaling pathway; positive regulation of cytosolic calcium ion concentration; cell-cell signaling. Gene Ontology annotation, molecular function: alpha1-adrenergic receptor activity. Gene Ontology annotation, cellular component: membrane. NCBI's taxonomy places the organism in Eukaryota, Metazoa, Chordata, Aves, Apodiformes, Apodidae. The record is from RefSeq and is a predicted model, not a curated record. Bases 344 to 1882 code for a protein of 512 amino acids.
GGAAGGCGAAAGGAGCCGGCAGCGCUGCCGGCCGCUGCCCAGCGCAGCCCCCCCGGAGCAUGCCAGGGCAGCGGGGGGCACCCACCUCGCUGCCCCCCCGGGAGGGCCGGCGGCGGGGCCGAGCGGCGGCCGGAGCGGGUGGUGGGGAGGGGGGCGAGGAGCAGAGCACCCUGCUUGCCCUCCGUCCCUCCAUCCCGGCUGCGGGCAGCCAGCCUUGCCGGCGGGAAGGGGGAGCGGGGUGCUGAGCGAGUUUUGGAGGCGGGCUAGCGGGGAUCAUGCCGGGGGGGCUGAGCCUCGGCAUCGCUUUCUCCUCGCCCUCCAUGGAGCCCGGGCUUUUUCUACAAUGACUUUCCCUGAGCUGAGUAAUGGCAGCUUGAGUGGGAACAGGACGGGCCAGGGCAGCCCGAGCGGUGCCAACCGGUCCUGGGGGCUGCAAGGCGAGGAGACCCCCGAGGGCAACGGCACCGCCACCCUGACUUUCGCCUUGGACGUGCAAGCGGUGGGCGUGGGGGUCUUCCUGGCUGUCUUCAUCCUCUCAGCCAUCGUGGGCAACAUCCUGGUGAUCCUCUCGGUGGCUUGUAACCGGCACCUGCAAACAGUCACCAACUACUUCAUCGUCAACCUGGCCAUCGCCGACCUGCUGCUCAGCACCACCGUGCUGCCCUUCUCGGCCACCUUGGAGGUGCUGGGCUUCUGGGUGUUUGGGCGCAUCUUCUGCAACAUCUGGGCAGCUGUGGACGUGCUGUGCUGCUCUGCCUCCAUCAUGAGCUUGUGCAUCAUCUCGGUGGACAGGUACAUUGGUGUUAAGUACUCCCUCAAGUACCCCACGAUCAUGACCGAGAAGAAGGCGGGGGUUAUCCUCGUGGUGGUCUGGCUCUCCUCCAUGGUCAUCUCCAUCGGGCCCCUGCUGGGAUGGAAGGAGCCGCCACCGCCAGAUGAGAGCAUCUGUAGCAUCACGGAGGAGCCAGGCUAUGCCCUGUUCUCCUCCCUCUUCUCUUUCUACCUGCCCCUCAUGGUCAUCCUGGUGAUGUACUUCAGGAUCUACGUGGUGGCCAGGCGGACCACCCGGAGCUUGGAGGCAGGGGUCAAGAAGGAGAGGAACAAAUCCAUGGAGGUGGUACUGCGCAUCCACUGUCGCAGCGUGCUGGAGGAGCCUCUCUCCAGCACCAGGAGCAAGGGGCACAACUUCAGGAGCUCCCUUUCUGUGCGGCUCCUCAAGUUCUCCCGUGAGAAGAAAGCAGCCAAAACUCUCGCCAUCGUCGUGGGGGUUUUCAUCCUCUGCUGGUUCCCCUUCUUCUUUGUCCUGCCUUUCGGUUCUUUCUUCCCAUCUCUGAAGCCCUCCGAAAUGGUCUUCAAGAUCAUCUUCUGGCUGGGAUACUUCAACAGCUGCGUGAACCCCAUCAUCUACCCCUGCUCCAGCAAAGAGUUCAAGAGAGCUUUCAUCAGGCUGCUCAAAUGCCAAUGCCACCGGAGAAGAAGGCCCAUCUGGCGCGUCUACGACCACCACUGGCGAGGGGCCUCCAUGAACAGCUCAGUGCAAGACUCCGAGGCAGACCUGAGGCCCAGGAUUAACACCCUGAACAGCUCCUUCAUAUUUCACCCCUCCUCCCAGGAGAGAGCCAACAAGAGGCGAACGCUCAGCUUCAAGGGCUGGAAAAUGCUCAGUCCUUUCCAGAAACCAGCAUCCACCCAGCUGAAGGAGAAGAUGAACAGCCUUUCCAACAAAAUCCGGGGUGGUUCCAGCAAAGGAGGGGUGACAGCCACCUACAAAACAGAGGUGGAGUCUGUCUCCAUUGGGAUCCCUCAUGACUUCGUGGAAACCAUUGACUACCAAACCUAUGACUUAACAGACUGCUGCAGGCUGAGAGAGACAGAUAUUUGAAGCCACUGGGACAGCUGUGGGUGGUUUCUUUAGAAAUAUCUAGCAGAAAGGUGAAGGGACACCAUCUGUGGGUCUGUCAGGCAGGCUGGAAGCAGCAAUCAGGUAUAAAAUGCAGUUGCCCAAAGGUUAUCCAAGUAUCCCCCAUGCAGAGGCCAAGCCCUUCUCUGGGAUUAUGGGUUCCUCAAGUAAGAGCCAGUGGCAUAUUCCAUUUUAAUGAGCCUCAGCAGGAGGGGAAGAUGUGGGGUGGAUAUGGCCUUAGGGCAAGAGCUGUUCCCUCCAGUAGAUGGUUCUCACUGAUGUUGGAAGCAGCUGUGCAGUGAAGGGAAACCAGGAUGUCUCCUUUGCCUUAAAAACACCAUCACAAAAUCUAGCAGAAAGCUCAAACCCCAAAAGAUGCCAACCCUGCCUUAGUAGAUGUGAUCAUGUGUCCAUCCAGAGGCAGCAUCCAGAAUGGACACUGACAAGCAGUAGCUGGCAGAUGAUCCUUUAGGUAAUGGGUUAGUAGCUUGUAGGUCUACAGGGCUGGGCAGGACCUCCAGCCAAGGCCUUGGCUUUGGAGACUGAGCAGACUGUGGUGUUCCAAGCUGGGUGGGGGGAUUUUGGCUCUCAGGCACCAUGUCUGCAGUGACCACAGCUCUGCCCUUUCCACAUAACCUGGUUUUAGGCCAGAGGAGCAGUCUAGAUGGAUAUGCUGAUGUCAAUGGGUGUGCAGGUGUCUCUUCUCUAGUUCCAACCUGUCAUCCAUCUCUCAAUUCACUUUUCAGUGGAACACUUGAAACCCACCUUCCUGUAGAGUACAUCUCUCUGUGAUACAGAGAGAGAAAGGACCUCCUUUUGGUCUUGGUCAUCCCCAGGCUUUUCUGUCCCCUUCUUGCUCUUCUUGUUGUCUCUCUCAAACAACAUGGAAUAAAGAUGCAUCCCAAGGCUUUGCUCAGGUCCAUAGUCAACCUGUGCCAUGGCUCAGGAAAGGUGGGAUGGCUGAGUUUGGGACCCAUAGAGGCAAAGCUGAAGUAAUGCUGACAGGCACUUGGAGCUCCUUCACGUAAAUGGAUCUUCUCCCCAGUCAGGAUCAUGCCCAUGACUCUUCUACCAAGUGGCUUCUCACAUACCAGCCAGCCUUUGGUGGCUACCAACAAUUGUCCUUGGCUAUGCCUGCUACCAUGGUGAAAACCUAUGUGAAUAAGGGGGGUUUUGUCCUUCUCACUCACAGUCCCAGAGUGUGAGCUCCCCUCAGGAGGGGCUUCUUCUGAGGACCACAGGGAGGCUGGAGCUAUCUCAGGCUCACACAAACUGUGCUUUGUGACUCAGAAAAGUGGUUGCCCAAACUCCACCUGACCAUGUGUUGCAGGCACUGGUUUUAUUCACUUUCAGACAGGCAGCGAGCCAUGGAGAGACAUUAGAUUAAGCUGUGGCCAGAGCUAGGAGACAUGUAGGCAAUGGAGGUGAGGUCUGGAUAUGAGGUGCAGUGUCUCAAGCCAGGUGAGUAAAGGACAGGAACAUGAAGUCAAGGGAUGGAGACAUGACACUGAACACGUCCUGGGUGGAAACUCAUCCACAUCAGCACUGUUCCCCAAACCCAGCAAGAGUCUUUCAUGAAUGUGCCUCCAGCACAUCUAGCACAUCCUCUUAAGAGUGACUAUCAAAGGAGAUUAAAGGCUCUUAGAUGCAGCAAAGACAUUUUCACCUUUCUUUCUGCUGACCAUUUGCUUUAAAAGAAAUACAGAGGAAAAGUUGGACUUGCUUGUAUUUUUUUACUCAGUGCACCCUGAGACAUGAUAUCUGCAGUUGGGCCUAUCUCAACACCCUUUUUUUCUCAAUGCAAGACUCCCAACUGGAUGAAUUACUGCACAAAGUCUUGCAGAUUUUGUCCACCUGUUUUCCUCCCAGCAGCAAAUCCCACCAAAGCACGUGGGCACCAUUGCACUCACACUGAACCCAGACUCGUUACUGCCUGUAUUUUAGCAGGUGACAAGUGUCUGCAAAAUCAGCAAGAGGCUACCAGCUGGAGAGGUUCAACCCUACCAAAGCAAGAGCCUGCUAGCUCAUGGGAACCUCUGUGGGGAAAUGCAUCUGUUUUUUCCCCCAUUUCUUGGGCCUUCAAGGGAAGUGAGACCCUACAGUGAUGAUGGGGUGACACAGAAAGUCAUUUUGCAGCUGCCACUGGUUUCCUGGGUGUUUUGGGGAUUCUGGUGGGAGAGCACGUUGCUGGCACUGGGAUGUAACAGAGAUGGCAUCAGGGAGAAGGCAGUCACUGAAGAGCAAAAAUGCCUGGGAGGUCAAGGUGAAAUCAUGACUCCUUCCCUUCCAGGAUGCAUGUGCACACUUGCCAUUCUCAGAGGGAGUAAAUCCACCCAGAUCUGAAUUUUGGCCCCUGUUCUGGUGACACUGCUUUGCAUAAUGUAGACAAUCUGGGGGCACAGCUUAGGGUGAGCUGAGAUAUAUUUCAUCAAGAAGUCAAAGUCUAAUCAAGGAGAAAGGUGGAUAUUUGCCAUUAAAUGUUCUCUGGUGCUCAGGAGCAGAUUUAUCAGGUGCCUCUCCACAGCCAGACACUCACAGCACAUAGUAACUUGAGCAUCCAUGACCAUACAGAUGUACACACACUUUGCUGCAGUUAUAUCCAUAAAAGUCUUCUCCAAAAUGGCAGACAUCCUCCUAGAAAUGGAGACUUUGCAGGCGCUUUUAGGAGUUGCUGGCAAGAAGCUCAUUCCCAAGAAUGACUUGAAAUGUUUACUUACAGUUCUCCCUUUUAAAUAGAAUUCUUUCCUUUUUUUUUUCCAUAUUUGAAAUACUUGCAUCUACAGCCUUCAGCCCCUGGAAAGCAUCCAGAAGGGAAAGAAAAGUCAGUCUGCAGGUUUAAUGCCUCACCAUCCCAAUUCUUUGCAGACCUGUGGGGAAGAAAAGGAGGAUAAAGUCUAUUUAAGCACACACCUGCACACACACAGAAAUGCCCAAGCUCUGGCUCAUUUACUUACUGCUUUUGAUCAGGCCCUGAGAGGUAGCCUAGAAGGUGCUGUGGGGAAGUCUCAAGCUCUUCCGAGCUGCAUUCAGGCAAAAUACUUGUUUCUCACCUUAGCCUGGAUCCCCCUUGCAUUUCCCACCUUGCACCAGAGGAAGCAGCUCCAGGACUGGAUUCUGAGGCUGUUUGUUAGAGCUUCAUUUAGAGCAGGUGGUGCUGCCCUUGCUGGCAGGGGAGGAAGGACAAUAUUGUGGGAAACAUGACCUGAGUGUCUAAAAUGGUGCAUUUCCCUCUGAUUCCCUUAAUCUCCAAGCUCUGCCAAGUUUGGGGAAAUGGGCUCAGACCUCAGGAGGUCAAUUUGGUCUGAUCCCCCUGACUGCUCAGGAUCCGCACGGGUGCGACCACCUGAGGGUGUGGCCCCAGUUCUCCACAUGUACCAAGGAGCCCAUUUCCCAAAGCACCCGUACCUUGGUUAUCCAGCACCUCUCACCUCAUGGCUCUGCCUUUGUGUCACCUUUGCAUCAUCAGACCUUGCUGCUUCUACAAACCAAGCGUGCGGGAUGGUGAAGAGCAGCUUUUAUGCCUGUAGACUCUCAGGAGUCACAUUUAAGGGGGAAAGAAGGUCCCUGUCAGCCUGAGCUGGCCUGCAGUUGGGUUGCAUUAUUAUUGUUUACAGUGUGUAUAUAAGUGUACAUUUUCUUUAGCAGACAUUGGAAAUUUUUAUGUCUAGAUUUUUAUUUUUCAUCCCCAGAUGUAUUUAUUAGCCAGAGUAUUUCUGUUUUGUGACUCGAGUUCUGUCAGGUUGCUGUAAGCUCUAUGAAACAGAAUGCACCUAUUUUUGUCUGUUUGUACCAAAUACAUGCACAAACCUGUCUAAAA